UAUCAAAGCAGAAUACAGAUGGAGUAUUGGGAGAAGAGUACUCUAAGGAAUGCUACUGAUGAGGGAUAAUACAAGGACCAACCGAGAAUGUGGCGAAUUCUCCGUGAGAUUGUAGAAGGAUUAUUUUAUGUUCAUUCACUUGUAGAAAAAAAGAAUUUGAAUAAUUUUCGCUUAGCUCAGUAAAUACAUAUAUUUAGGCUUAUUAUUUGCUAUUUUCCUCUAAUUUUUGCGAAUAGGUUAUGAUUCAGGUAAACGCAUUUCGUCAUUUUUGGUUUCCAAUUGUUACAUCUUUUAGGAGUUUUCUUUAAAAAGUCAACUAAUGUCAAGGAAAAAGAAACUGCUGACCCUUUACUAAGUUGUUUGCAGUUUUGCUUUCCUACACAACAAGUGGCGGGAAGACUGUAAUUAUGGCGCGCUACUCCUAGUCGUCGUUAUUUUUACUUUGAUGUCGAGCAUCGAAGAGACUUAAAAUGAAGCGAAGAACUUCCACGAGGCUACAACAAAGGAAGUUAUUGAAGCUUGAAGUGAACUAUGCUGAACCCAAAGAAAUCAACUCAGAUGAAAUUGAUGAUAAUGAAGACAAUGAUAACACUCAAUAUGAAGAAAGUUGUGAAAGUUCAAGCAGUAGUGAAGAUCAAUCUGAUGACAAUGACGUUCAUGAAAUGUCAGAGUACGAGAAACAGAGACUUGCCAACAUUAGAAAGAACAAAGAGUUAUUGGAUUCAUUGAAAAUUAACGAGGAAAUCAGCCAUCUGAGGGCUCGUAAACAGCCAACAAAGUUAAAGAGGCCUGUUAUGAAGAAAAAGGUUGUGGAACCAGUACGGCGUUCCCCCAGGAUCAGUAAAGAACGAGCCUCGAAUCAAUUUGAAAUGAUUACUCUGCCAGACUUAAGAAUUUAUCCAGCUGUUGAAGAAAGGAUAAAGGGUCCUGUCGAUGCAAACCCAAUAAACGAUGUUGGAGACGAUGCAAAUAAGAAAUUCAUGAAUUCCUUAGAAUUGCUUUCCAACGAAACUAAGAUGACGACGAACGUUGUUCCAGUGGAAGCAUCUUUCCCACAAAGUUACAAGCAGAGAAUAUCAAAAUUUUCUUUGACGUCUGAUCGAAUACGAAAAGUUGUCCCAAAAAGAAUAACGACGAUGGCGUUUCAUCCAUGCUGUGAUAAAACGAUUGUAGCGGCUGGUGACAAUGCUGGAAACAUUGGCAUUUGGAAUGUGGACGCAAGCAAGGAAGAUGAUGACGUCAUCAUGUAUCGACCACAUGCUGGUAACGUUAGACAAGUAUAUUUUCAUCCAUUCAGAAACAACAGUCUUUUUUCUUCGAGUGUCGAUGGAUCUUUGAGACGAGCAGACUUCAAUAGUUGUACUUUUGAAGAAAUUUAUGCAACAGAUGAUCACAUGAUUAACGGUUUUUCGUGUCCUCUCAACUCGCGGGAUAUUUUUUUAUUAGCACACGACGCUGGCUAUGUGGGAGUUUUGGAUACUAGAGAAACAAAGAAUGAAGUGAAAACUCAUGUUUGUCACGGCAAAAAUGUCAAGUGCAUCGAUUCAAGCAGUUCCAACGAAUAUCUCUUCUGCACUUCGUCGAGCGAUGCGACUGUUGCAUUAUGGGACUUACGAAAUCUAAAAGGGAUCAAAUCAAGUUUGGACACAUUUGAAAAGCACAGUCGUUCCAUAUCGUCAUCUUAUUUUUCUCCAGGUGAUGGAAAGUACAUUUUGACAACCUGUUGGGAUGAUACUGUUAAAGUGUUGGAAGUUACAUCCUCAUGGAAACUUGAAAUGAAACGAAAUUUUCAACAUUACAAUCACACGAACCGUUGGUUGACGCCUUUUAAAGCUUCGUGGGAUACACGCAGAGGUCGUGGAUUUGUUAUUGGUAGUCUUUUAUAUAGUCGACGCAUUCAAUUUUAUCAUGUGGAACAAAUGGAAACGUCCCCACUGUUGGAAAAGUUUGAUCCAAACUUCACCACAAUCACAUCGAUAAAUGUUUUUCAUCCGACAAGGAGCAUUCUUGGCGCUGGAAAUUCUAGUGGCAAAAUUUAUAUAUGGUCAGAUUAAAAAUAAUACUUGUUUUAUUUCAUCCCUUAUUACUCAGGGAGAUUUUUUCCUUUUUUUAUGUAUAGUUAGUUGGAUGGAUGGGUUUCUAAACCAUCCAUUUACAUUGUUUUCAUCUUUAUUUGGAAGUUAUGAUUGCUUUCAAAGAUGUUGAAUUUCUCCUUAACGAUACGGCAUGCAGUGAUAUGCCGAGAUAGUGGGGCACAAAGGUGCCACUCUUGAUAAACAGCUACAAUGUAGCUACAAAAUAAAUGAAAACAGAUUCUUUUGGGAAAGUGUUAUCUGAAUUGCAAAGUUCAUAGUAA
Messenger RNA from Xenia sp. Carnegie-2017, 2356 nucleotides. Its product is annotated as WD repeat-containing protein 76-like. The record is from RefSeq and is a predicted model, not a curated record. Gene Ontology annotation, biological process: regulation of DNA damage checkpoint. The transcript has 16 exons. Bases 471 to 2054 code for a protein of 527 amino acids. Gene Ontology annotation, cellular component: nucleus. Gene Ontology annotation, molecular function: DNA binding; protein binding. Lineage: Eukaryota; Metazoa; Cnidaria; Anthozoa; Malacalcyonacea; Xeniidae.